Molecule: messenger RNA, 1245 nt
Organism: Exaiptasia diaphana
Lineage: Eukaryota; Metazoa; Cnidaria; Anthozoa; Actiniaria; Aiptasiidae
Product: zinc finger CCHC-type and RNA-binding motif-containing protein 1
Exons: 6
Coding region: 163-801 (212 amino acids)
Biological process (GO): mRNA splicing, via spliceosome
Cellular component (GO): U12-type spliceosomal complex
Molecular function (GO): RNA binding; zinc ion binding
Source: RefSeq, a predicted model, not a curated record
UUUUUAUAGUCUUUUUAAAAAGUUAUCAUAUUAGAAGUUUCAAAAAGUUAAAAACGUUCAUUUGUUAGUUGACAGGGGAAUGUGACAUAAUGUUUGAGUGUUUUCAAAAUUAUUUUUGAAAUCGUAGUUGUAAUUUUUUGGUUUUGAAGCUUUCCUGUUGUCAUGAGUGGUGGGUUAGCACCAAGUAAAUCUACAAUCUAUGUAGGCAACCUACCCUAUUCGUUGACUAACAGUGAUUUGCACAAGGUUUUCAGUAGAUAUGGAAAAGUUGUCAAAGUGACAGUCAUGAAGGAUAAAGUCACAAGAGAGAGUAAAGGUGUAGCAUUCAUUUUAUUCUUGGACAAGCAAUCAGCCUACGAGGCUGUUCAGGGUGUCAAUCAAAAACAGAUGUUCGGUCGUACGAUAAAAUGUUGUAUUGCAAAGGAUAAUGGUCGGACUACAGAAUUCAUAAGGCGGAAGGAAUACCCAGACAAAACACGAUGUUAUGAAUGUGGGGACAGUGGCCAUCUAAGCUAUGAAUGCCCUAAAAACGUCCUUGGUGAUAGAGAAAGACCUCCAAAGAAACUAAAGAAAAGGAAACGAAAACAGCAGGAAGAGGAAGAAGAAGAAGAAGAAGACGAAGAAGAGGACCAAGGUGAAGACCCUUCAGAGUGGAGCCUCGGCGCAGCCAUUGAAGAAUGUGCACGUCUUGCCCACGAGUCGGAACAAAAAUCAGCUGAUGAUCCGUCAACAAGCGGAGUAAAAAAGCGUCGUAUAUUUCAAAGUUCAUAUUUUAGUGACGACGAAGAGGAAGAUCACUGACGUCAACAAUUAUCAAAGAUUUCUCUAUUUCCUGAUGACGCCAAAGAUGCAGAACACUUGGGUGAUUACUGGAAAUUAGUGUGGUGACCCUACAUUUUAGUUUUCAACUCUUAGCACGUACAUUUGAAGAUGAAUCGGAUGUGUGUUCCGAUAAUUGCUCCGACUAUGAUAGGGAGUCAAUUGUGAAACUUUCAUUAAUUUUUAAAUGACUGAACUCAAGGCACUUAUUAAUUAAGUCUUCUUCAAAGAAAUGGUUCCUGAAUUUCUAUAGUGAUAGAUUGGCCUGUAAUUGCUUAAAUUAUAGACACCGACAAAAACACCAUACCAAGUAACGGGAAAGAGAUUUCAAAAAAGAAGAACUAUCAAACUUCACGUACUACUCUUUGACAUUGAAAUCUGGACAAGAACUUUGUUUUUCGUGCUGCAAUUAAACCAUAUCAUUUA